AUGAAAGGCGUCUUCACGCUUAAAAUAUAUAGCCUACGACGUCGAAUAGCCGAGCGUCUAUCGAAUAGGUUCAACGAAAAACGUAUCAAUGAAAUUGGUCCUGAUCUUGCGUGCCUUGAAUGGCUUAUGGAGUGUGGGUCGACUGAGAUUGAUGCAAGUGAUUCGGCAAUCGCGAACGAAGGAUUUAAAUAUUUUCGUGAUCUCAGGCAUUUAGAAGUGCUAAAAAUGAAUUUUUGUGAUUACUUCGAUGACGAUGCUAUUAGGGAACUGGCUCUGGGAAGACCAGCGGCUACUCUGCGUGAUAUAGAAAUUGUUCUUAAUCCUUCUGUGAGUGAUGGAGCAGUUUACUGGUUGUCACGGUUAACGGCUUUGCGACGAGCACAUUUCUAUUUUUUACCCUACGUCAGUAAUCGACAAUGGUUUAUACGACAGCUAAAGUUGGCUCUACCCAGGUCGGAAGUAAUCCUGUUUAGUCGAAAUUCAUAG
This is a messenger RNA of Angiostrongylus costaricensis, 486 nucleotides long. Lineage: Eukaryota; Metazoa; Nematoda; Chromadorea; Rhabditida; Metastrongylidae. The record is from the annotation of a GenBank genome assembly.